This is a messenger RNA of Dentiscutata erythropus, 663 nucleotides long. NCBI's taxonomy places the organism in Eukaryota, Fungi, Glomeromycota, Glomeromycetes, Diversisporales, Gigasporaceae. The record is from the annotation of a GenBank genome assembly.
AUGUCCUUGCUCUUUACGCGCUUUUCCCGUUCUACCUCUCAUAUUUUUAGGACAGACUCCUUUUCUAUUCCUAUUUGGCCGCAAAAAAGAACAAAAUCUAAUACUUCCACUAAUAAAUCAGUCUCUCCAGUACAAGAUCUUUUAAAAAAUCAAAACAAAUGGAGAAAACAAAUUCAAAUCGAACGUCGACAAGAACUGAAAAAAUUGGAAGAAACUGAAAAGAUUCUAUCUUUAUCUUCAGAACAAAAAUUUAUUACUCCUGGAUAUCGACAGCAAAAACGCGAAGCAGGAAUUCAAAAUUAUAAACGUUUUCAAUCAAUGAAACGUCAAGAAGGAUUAAGCCAUUUAUUGAGUUUAUAUCAUGAUUCUUCAAAUUUUGUAACUUUAAAUAACUUGGACGCCAAAAUAGAUGAGGCUUUUACUAAUCCACAUCCCAGAAAUGUUUAUGCACAUGCAUUAGAAGAUAUGCAAAUUGAAUAUCAAGAAGCUAGUGGUGGUGUUAAUGAAAAUGAAAUUUUAAGAAGGUUGGGUCAAAUUAAAGAUAUUUUAGAUGGAACGUCUCAUUCUGGAAUUCAUUUAGGAUUGGAUAUGAUAGAUCCACCUACUGAACCUGUUGAGGAGCAAAAAGAGCAUGAGCAGCCAAAGAAAUCAUCUGUAGAUUAA